AUGCUGCCCUGGAGACGAAGCAAGUUCGUGUUGGUGGAGGAUGACACCAAGCGCAAAGGAAAAAGCCUGAGCCCCCGGCUUGCCUACACGUCGCUGCUCUCCACCUUCCUGCGCUCUUGCCCGGACCUGCUGCCCGACUGGCCUCUGGAGCGCCUGGGUCGGGUCUUCCGCAGCAGGCGCCAAAAAGUGGAGCUCAACAAGGAGGACCCCACUUACACCGUGUGGUACCUGGGCAACGCCGUCACCCUGCACGCUAAGGGCGACGGCUGCACAGAUGACGCCGUUGGCAAGAUCUGGGCGCGUAGCGGGCCGGCGGGGGGCACCAAGAUGAAGCUGACGCUGGGACCCCACGGCAUCCGCAUGCAGCCCUGCGAGCGCACCGGGGGCUCGGGGGCCCGACGACCGGCGCACGCCUACCUGCUGCCGCGCAUCACCUACUGCGCUGCUGACCGCCGCCACCCGCGCGUUUUCGCCUGGGUGUACCGCCACCAGGCGCGCCACAAGGCCGUGGUUCUGCGCUGCCACGCAGUGCUGCUGGCGCGGGCGCACAAGGCGCGGGCCCUGGCGCGCCUGCUGCGCCAGACAGCGCUGGCAGCCUUUACCGACUUCAAACGGCUGCAGAGGCAGAGCGACGCGCGCCACGUGCGCCAGCAGCAUCUCCGGGCGGCCGCGGGUGCCGCCGCCGCCUCGGUGCCCCGAGCGCCCCUGCGCCGUCUUCUCAACGCCAAGUGCGCCUACCGGCCGCCGGCCGCGGAGCGCGGCCGCGGUGCGCCUCGCCUCAGUAGCAUCCAGGAGGAGGAUGAGGAGCAGGAGGAGCAGGAGGAGCAGGAGAUGGGGGCCACUGGGAAGGAGCAGGAAAAGGCUGAGCGGGAGCUAAGCAUAGAAGGCCGUGAGGCCCAGGGCCCGCAGCGCGAGCGCCCCGAGGUGCUGAGCUUGGCCCGGGAGCUGAGGACGUGCAGUCUGAGGGGCUCCGCAGCCGCCACUCCCCGGGCCCCACCCCCGACCCCUCCCCACAAGGGCUGCCUGCCGGCCCUAAAAUGCCCGGCCUUGGAUUCUGCUUCUGGGCAGCCCCUUCCCAGCCCCUUGCCCUGCCACCAGGCCCUGUGUGUUGCAGGGGGGUGGUAGUUGGUGCCUGGUGGCUAGCACAGAGGCCCCUCUCCGAUCUUCCUUGCACUCCAACACUUCCCCAACUCAGGAUCUCCUUCCUUCCCUUUCUCUGACCCUCUCCGAACAAACCUCUCCCCUUGCCAGCAGACCCCAGGCCCUUCCCUUCCCCACACCUAGCCACUUGAGAAGGGAUGGAGAGUUUCCAGAGGUCUAGGAUAGCUUAUACCUGGACCCAGGCAAUGGAGAUGUGGCUGCAACAGGGAGGGUUAGAACUCUGUUCUAGAAACUCCCUUUUUCCUUCCCCUAGGGGACCUGGGGGUGCUUAACAUGAGGUUAGUACCGUGAACUAGAGGAAUUGUAAGGGGACGAUGAACCACCUACUUCUAUGCUCAGGACUUGCCUCCAAGAUGACUCAGCACCCCCAAAGACUGGGAAGGGUGAAUGGCCCUUAAGACCUUCCCCACCCCAGCAACUCUCCAAAGGUUGGGGACUACUCUCUUUACUUUUGGCCCUUCUUAGCCCUGCCACUGAAGGAGAGACUGGACAGAAAACCAGGCCUAUUGUAGUGGCACCUCCUCCCGGGCCCAGCAGCCUCUUGCCAUCCCUACAGGACUGCUGAUUCCCCACCCCCCAGGGCCCUCUUCUCUGCAGAUUCAGGUGUAGGUGGAUCUAUUUAGGAGCCCCUCCCCAAUAUCCCUGGACCAGGAUGGGGCACUGCAGGAGGUAAGGUGACUACAGGGCAGAUGCUCCAAGCACUGAUGUUACUGGGGGCAGAAUCCCUAAAUCAAAGACUGUCCUAAAAGGAGGGUCAUGGAGCAGCUUUCUCUCCACUGAACAAAAUGAAUGGGUAUGUUAACCCAACAAGGGGAUGGGCAGUUGUUAACUGCUCACAGGCCUCUCUACUUGCUGAGGUCACAGAAAGCCCAAAGAUCAAGAUGUCACCAACUGAUCACUGAUAA
Vombatus ursinus (common wombat) is the source of this 2066-nucleotide messenger RNA. It is a transcript of the gene FAM43B, whose product is annotated as family with sequence similarity 43 member B. The transcript has a single exon. The record is from RefSeq and is a predicted model, not a curated record. NCBI's taxonomy places the organism in Eukaryota, Metazoa, Chordata, Mammalia, Diprotodontia, Vombatidae. Bases 1 to 1125 code for a protein of 374 amino acids.